Cladocopium goreaui is the source of this 1703-nucleotide messenger RNA. The record is from the annotation of a GenBank genome assembly. NCBI's taxonomy places the organism in Eukaryota, Dinophyceae, Suessiales, Symbiodiniaceae.
AUAACUCCAGCGUCUUGCUCCAAUUUUGCUGCUUUCCUGCUAAAAGCAGGAAUUUCUGAGGUGACGAAACAGCGCCAUGUUCUCUCCCGAGAUGAUGAAGCAAGCGCAAAACAUGAUGGCCAACAUGUCACCCGAGGACAUGCAAAAGAUGACUCAGAUGGCGGCCAACAUGGACCCAUCCGUCAUGGAGUCGAUGAUGAAGAAUAUGGGUGGAGCAGCAGCCGGCGGCAUCGAUUCCGGUCAGAUGAAGGAACAGAUGAAGAGAAUAGGUGAGAUGAGCCCUGAAGAGCUCAAGUCGAACAUGAACCAAGCCCAGCAGCAGUAUGGCGGGCAGAAGCAGUACAUGUACAACGCCUCGAUGACUCUGAAGAACCAGGGCAAUGAUCAUAUCAAGGCCCAGAAAUAUGCCGAUGCCUUGAAAGCGUACAGCAAGGCACUGGAAAAUCUGAAGCCCUUUGGAGGCGACGAUGUCUCCCAACUUCGCUUGUCUCUACUUCUGAACUCCGCAAUGUGCCAUCUGAAGCAGAAAGAGCCGGAGAAAACUCUUCAGGUUUGCGAGGAAGCCCUACAAAUCAAUAGCAAGAGCGUGAAGGCCUUGUUCCGCCGGGGCCUUGCGCGAGUGGAUUUGGGGCAGCUUGCCGAAGGCGUCGGUGACAUGAAGUUCGCCUCCAAGUUGUCUCCCGAGGACAAAACCAUCACCAGUGAAUUGGAGCGGGUGGAGAAGGAGAUCUUGGACAAAGGUGUCUCUGCGGCUGACAUCGCCGCCGCCACUGAAAAGGCUGAGGCGGCAUCGAACACAGCAGCAGCAGCAGGUGCGAGCUCAAGCUCAGCUACCUGGCCCCCCAGUGGAAACAUGGAGAAGGCCAUGGAGCAGCUGAGUAGCAAUCCGGAGAUGUUGAACCAGGCCACCGAGGCUAUGAAGAACUUGUCCCCCGAGGACCUCGAGCGGAUGAUGCAGUCAGCACCGCUCCCUCCGGGGGUGGAUGCCGAAACGGCCCGGAAGAGGAUGGAGGCGGUGUCAAAGAAUCCCGAGAUGUUGAAAUCUGCCAUGGAAACCUUCAAGAACAUUCCAGAUGAGGACCGAAAAAAAAUGAUGGCUGCAGCUCAGGGGCAGGGGUCCGGUGGCAUGCCAGACAUGAGCAAGAUGAGUGAUGUGCUGAAAGACCCCGAGAUGAUGAAGACAGCCAUGGCUGCGGCGGGCUCCGGGCCCGAGGCCGAGAUGAUGAAAAAGAUGACGGAGAAUCCCGAAAUGAUGGAUGCCAUGACGAACAUGAUGAAGAACAUGCCGCCGGAUCAGAUGCAGAAAAUGAUGGAGAUGAGUAUGAAGAUGAAAUCAGGUGGCGCUGAUCCCAAGGAUCCCUCGCAGAUGUUGAACGACCCUGAGAUGAUGGAGGCCGCGGAGGAAAUGAUGAAGAGUAUUUCCCCUGAAGCGCUUCAAAGCAUGGCCAAAUCCGCAGGAAUCGAGGUCAGUGAGUCUCAUGCCAAGAUGAUGUCCAAAGUGAUGCCUUAUUUGAUGAAAUGUUUGAAGCUCUGGGGCUUCAUCAAGCGGAUCUUUGCUGCCAUGUUCAGUGCCAGGGGUCGAAUCAUUCUGGCCGUGGUGAUUCUGUUCGUGGCCGUUAGCCAGCACUACCUUUUUUCAUCCGGUGAGAAAUAAGCUCCCCACCAAAAACACCCAGCGUGCAGCUGAACAAAAAGUGGAAAAA